This is a messenger RNA of Plasmodium coatneyi, 5010 nucleotides long. RefSeq lists its product as uncharacterized. The record is from RefSeq and is a predicted model, not a curated record. NCBI's taxonomy places the organism in Eukaryota, Apicomplexa, Aconoidasida, Haemosporida, Plasmodiidae. The transcript has a single exon. Bases 1 to 5010 code for a protein of 1669 amino acids.
AUGGAGAUGCAGGAUAUCAAGGGAGAAUCCAUGAGGAGUGAACCCCCCAGGGGAGAUGUCCCCACGAAGACAAACAACGAUAGGAGGAGGAAAAAAAAAGAAGAAAUAUGCACAAACAAAAUUACUAACUUCUUUAAAAUUGUGAAGAGUGGCGAAGCGGCCAAAAUGCUUCAGACACCGAACCCCCCCAACGGUGAGAACAACCCACAUGCCGACGGACGUCCAUCGGGCAUACCUACAACCAUAAGUAUAACAUCCCUACCAGGAAUUUCCCAAGUGAAGGAAAAGAUGCACCAGACUUGGGACAAAAAUGUGUUACUCACUGGUGUAGAUGCAGGAGGAGAGGGGACAAGCCAAAUGGAAUAUCCCCCAAAGAAGGGGAACCCAUUUUGUGCUUCACCAGGAGUAGAAAAUGAAGUGACAAACAAGAUGAACCGCACGAAUAUUAAGCCGUCUGCGAAGAUUUGUGGAAUUGCCAAUGUGAAGUCCACUUUGUCGAGGGACGUGAGUAGGGUGCCCACCGUUGGCACGACGUUAAGGAGGAAGGAGGGGGAGAACGUGAAAACUGAGGGUGAAGAAAAGCGGCGUGACGAAAUUACCCCUGAUUGGAAACACCCCCAUGGAGAAUCCCAAGACGAGGGGAACAAAACAAAAAGGGGACUCAAAAGAAAGAAAAAUGAAUCGGAUGACCAGCAUAACGCGGAUGUUGCGGGUGCUGUGGAUGCUGUGGAUUCUGUUCCUGGGCGGGAUCAGUCGAAGGGACCCCGCGUAGACCUUCCUUCCAUAUCACCCACAGAAGGGAAUAACAUUGAAAAUGUUUCCUCAGAGCCAAAUGGGGGAGAUGGAAAAGAGGAAAAUAUUCUGCGCUCCUCCUUCCCCCCUGAAAAAUGCGCAAAGUUAGUGAAGUCGAGGAAAAUCUCCCUCGUCAAUUUUUUCGGCAAUAACAUUGAAAUAACUGUGAAUGGGAAUGUGAAUGAGGACAGUGCUUCCGAGGGUAGGUUCAGCAGUGCGGAUAGCGAUGGGAGUGCGUCUAACUUUGGCUGCACCGGGAGAUCCAAUGGCAGGUGUGGUGCGAAAGGGGAAACUGGUGGUGGUAUACUUAAACGUGACACUGGUGAAGGUACACCCAAACGCGGCGCCGGCGUAGACGAAGGAGACACCCUCAGUGCAAUGAACCGAUCGUACAAGAGAAAUUCCAUUUCGGAUGGAGAAAGGUACAGCAAAAAUGAUGGUGCACUCUAUGGGGAGAGAAAAAAAAGGGAAAGGUAUAGCCCCGAUGGGGGUGACGGAGGGGAAGAAGGGGAUCAAACCUGUGAUGACUUAUCCCAAAAGGAACAUACGAACAGCCCCGUAACGCCAGGAAGGAGAAAUUAUGUAAAGGAAAACAAACGAGUGUUAAAAUCAGACAAUGAAUUCGAAAUGGAACGAGCCAAAACGAAAAGGGUUCGGAUUGGGAGAGUCAGUUGUGUAGGAGUAGGUGCACACACGAGCAUUGGCAUUGACAUGGACACAGACGCCGAAUCGGAUGCCAACACAGAGGGGGGACGUAAGAACUCUUCCAACAGGGCUGGCAGAAAGACGUGUCUGAACGUUGGCUUCUUUAGUGGGUUUUCCAGAAAGGCAAGUAAAAGCUGCGUAGUGGGUGUAAGUGGCGGGGACAAUGACGAAAACAAUAAGGAUGAUGAUGAUGAUGGCAACGAUAAUGACAAUGACGAUGAGGAGGAUAACCAUGACGAUUGCGAUGACCCCUCUGGCGAAUCGGACUUCCCCCCCACGGUGCACCCGGAUGGCGCGUGGGCGAACCACGCAAAGGAGGCACAAAAAAGGACGGGAAAAGACCACCCAUUUGGGAACCCCUUCCAAACGAACCUCCACCAACUGAAAAAUAACGUUCAAGAUAAAUUAACCUCCAUAAAAAAUAACUUCAUGAUAAAUGAUGACGUAAGUGAUAUCUUAAAUGAGAAGAGGAGGAUUAAAAUUCUUCGAGUUUUAAACAAGUACUAUUUUGACAGGGAGUACAACAACCACGUGGAGGUUCAGGAGGGAAGGGAAGGUCCCCAGAGGGACGUCACACAGAAGGACGUCACGCAGAAGGGUGCCACGGGAAAAUGUUCCACCGCAAAUUGCUCCUUCGAGAAAGGCAUCUCCCCAUGCAAGCUGUUGAGAGACCACUCGAACAAACCGUUUACCUUUUUCAUCUCUGGGAAGUUCACCCUCUUUAGUAACUUCGCACUGGUGAAUAAGGUGAAAGAUGCAGGAUACGGGAUCACGAACAACCUACGGAGAAGCAACGCAUUAAUCAUUGGACACGGUUUAAGUGAGGACUUUGUAAAAAAAAUGGCCAACUUUAAAGGUCCCAUUUUUGACGAAGAGGCUAUUCUAGAGCACCUAAAUGUAGACGUAAAGAAACGCAUUGAUCUGUUUGCCCCGAUAAAUAGAAAUAACGCAAAACGGUACAAGUUUCUAAUUAACCAGACUAAUAUAGAUAGUGCACCGACCAAGUCGAUUGAGAGAAAGGUGCUUCAGUUUUGCAGAGUCAUACGGAAGAGCUUGUCUGAAAUGUUGGAGGCUUCUCAUUCUCAGUAUAAGAGUGUGUUAAAUUCCAAUUUGACGAAACGGUUAAGUGACUUUUUUUUGUUUUUGCAUUUAUCCAGGGGGAAGUUCCACCCCGACGUAAACUCCCUGCUGUAUUGCUACAGAAGGAGGUACCACGAGUUGAUGCUCUCACUGCGCAAAGACGGGGAGACUUCAGAAUUUGUGCUCUUCGUUAGAAACCUCUGCGAAGUUUUCUCCUCCUGCCACAUCAGUAACGACUUGCUCACGUGCGAUGCACGGGGGGAGUGCGUUUCUGGCGAAGAAACCAUGUCCAAGAACCACCUGGACAGUGAAGCCAAGACCUCCCCGAGGGGCAGCCCCCACGCGGUGAUGGAUCCAUCUGACAGUAGUAAUUCAAAGGAAGACAGCCCAGAACGGAAGAAAAACGAAACUCACAUUGAGGAGAAAACACUCCCCCCAGGAGACAAUCACGAUGAUGAUGAUGCGUCCUCCCUGGAGUGCAUUUCCGCGGAGGAGUACUUCGAGCAGACAGACCAGUCAGGCGAAAUGUCCAAUGAGGAAAAGGAACUGAACAAUAAUGACAGUGCGAAUAUAUUAGAUAGAAGCAUAACGCGUAAUAUGAAAAAAAGUGAGAAGCUAAAAGAGGUGACCAAUUUAUGGAGAGUGUUCUUUCGGCCUAACAGUCUCUACGAAAUUGCAGGGCAUAAAAACGAAGCUUUAAAAUUGUACAAAAUUUUGAGGAAGUUCUUUCCAGAAGAGGGCGUAGAGAAACCCUCCAAUGGGAAGUCAACCCCCAGGGGAAGAUCAACCCCUAAGGGAAGGUCAACCCCGAAGGGUGGUGGUAACCAACGAAAGGAUCCAUUAGACAUGUAUCUAGAAAAGAGUAACAUUAUAUUCCUAGUCUACCCCCCCAACUGUGGAGUAAGGAGAUUGGUUGAACUCAUCUGCUACGCCUGCGAUUUAUGCCCAAUAUAUGAAAGCAAAGUGCAGAAGUAUAAAAAUAUCAACUACUUUUUUAAAUACACACAUGGGUUAAAACCCAUCUCUAUUUAUAACGCUAAUAAGUUAGACAAGAACUCCCUUCAAGAAUUGAGUGCUCGAAAUGACGUGAACAUUUGCAUGUAUGAAGACAAGAAUUACGUCAUGAAUAGCUUAUCCAGUUUUUCCUUUCCUCUGCUAGACAACAUAAACCAUGUGCUCAUUAACUUUGGCGUUCCUUCUAGGGAUGCUUUAUUUUAUAGAUGCUUUGCUGUCUCUUCCUGUGUUAUAAGAAAUUUGAACAAAAAACUGUUUAGCGUACUUUUUGAGACGUGCAGGUUGAAGGACUUUUCCUACUCGAUCGAGAGCGUCUACAGUAAGAUGCACCUCCUAGCUUCCUACGUGAAUUACGUGCAGCGGUGGGGAGAUGCACCAUCCCUUAGUGGUCAGAAGGCAGAGGAGAGGAUAGCUGACCAAGCCCCCUUGAACUUCCCCAAUGAUGCGCUGCAGGAGUAUAUAUCGGACCAUCUCAUGAAUCGCUUCUUUAUGAGCAACUAUGACGAGGUGGAGCAGGCACUGAGGUCUGAACUUGGUGGCAAGUCAGAUAUCGCGUUAGGCGUCGCGUUAGGCAUCACGUCAGGCGGUGCGUCUAACGCUGCGUUAUGUACCCCCUCCUCUGGUGAACCCGCCGACCGACGCAGCCAGAACAGCACAAUCCGCCUGAAGAAGGCAAAGAUUAUGAAGAGGCUAAACGAAGACUACUACUUCUUCCGAGAAUUUGACGUGGAGGAAAUACGUACUCUCGUCCUCGACUGUUAUGACAAAAUGCACAUACAAAACGAAAAAUUAAAUUUCGACUUAACGGUAAAAAAAAAUAGCAACCAACUAAAUGAGAGGAGCGAUUACUUAUAUAUGGACGACAGGGCCAAGCGGCACAGACAGCGCAUUCUCAUAAAAGUCUUGGAGCUUUUUUUAUACGCUUGCAUUUUGGUAAAGUCAGAUGACGUCAACAUAAAUUUGAUUGCCGUCGAUAUGACGGUGUACUGGCGGAAGUACCUCUUCAUGAGUCCGCCCUUCCGGCUGGCCUGGCGCCGCAGCGAAGGCGGAGGCAACGGUAGGGGGGAUAUACGAGACGGCAAGGGGGAUGACAAAGGCGAUGGUAAAGGGGAUGGUAGACGAGGCAACCGUGUGGGCGAAAAAAACCUAGCGGAACGGCAAAAGAGCGAAUGCAUCAUCCCCCAAACAGGCGGAAACAACAUCGACUUCAUUAACGAGACCAAGGUGAAGGACCACAUGAAGGGGAAGAUGGAAAAGUGCAACAAAAUAUUUUGCGAAAAGGUGAAGAAGUACCGGAGCCUGAUGACCCACUUCGGGUGCCCCUUCAACUUCUCUUCCGCCAGCGUGGUGUACGACCUCCUUCAUAACAGCAAGGUGGCCAACUUGGCCCCCCGCAGGCGUGGAGACGCCAAGUCGUAA